AUGGUUAUAGAUGUGUCUUACGUUCAUAUGUCCUCGGAGUUUAAUAAUUUGGUUAUUUGUAUUAUCUGCAUUCUGCAUAUUCCUCCUGGGUUGGAAGUUGAAGCAUUGUCCUAUGACUAUAGUGUUUCUCUCGACUGUUUGGCCACCCCUCUCAAACCUCAGUACGGCGGAGGAAUCGUCGCCAACCCAGAAUUAGACCAUGGCUUGAAGGGUUGGACUGCAUUCGGAGACGCAUACCUAGAGCAAAAAGUAUCGAAAGGAGGCAAUAAUUUCAUCGCUGCGUCCAACAGACACGGACCUCGCGACAGUUUCUCCCAAAAGUUUUACUUGGAGAAGGGGAAAUUCUACACAUUUUCCGCUUGGUUACAAGUAAGCCAAGGAAAUGCUAAAGUAGGUGCCAUUUUCAAGACAAUGUCUGGAUUUCAACAUGCUGGUUGGGUUGUAGCUAAGUCCGGGUGCUGGUCCAUGCUCAAGGGUGGCCUCAUUGUGAAUUCUUCUGGCCCCGUUGACCUCUAUUUUGAGAGCUCGGAUGCAUCAACCGAGAUAUGGGCAGACAGCAUUUCAUUACAACCGUUCACCAAAGAGCAGUGGAAAUCUCAUCAACGUCUAAGCAUUGAGAAGGCUCGGAAAAGCUCGGUGAAGCUCCUAGCAGUUGAUGCCAAAGGCAACCCUCUAGCAAACGCAACUGUCUCCAUAACCCAAGAAAGGCCCAGUUUUCCACUGGGUUGCGCCAUGACCAGCUACAUCCUGACCAACUUGGCCUACCAAAACUGGUUCAGGUCCAGGUUCACCGUAACCACGUUCGAAAACGAGAUGAAGUGGGGGAGCACCGAACCGGCCCGGGGCCGCGAGGACUUCUCGGUGCCCGAUUCCAUGCUCCGAUUCGCGGCCCAAAAUGGAGUCUCGGUCCGCGGCCACAACGUCGUGUCGAACGAUCCAAAGAACAUUCCCGAAUGGGCCAAAUCGUUGGCGGCUGACGAAUUUCGACUGGCUGUUGAGAGGAGAGUGAACUCCGUCGUGAAAAGAUACGCGGGGAAGGUUAUUGCGUGGGACGUAGUUAAUGAGAAUAUGCAUUUUAAUUACUUUGAAAGUGUUUAUGGGAGAAAUGCUUCGGCCGUUUUGUUUGGCAAGGUUCAUGAGCUUGACAGAGGAACGACGUUGUUUCUGAAUGAGUUUAAUACGAUUGAAGCGACGUACGAUGGAGAUUCUAAGCCGGACAAGUACCUUGAGAAGAUAUGGGAGAUUCGAAUGGGGGGUUAUGUCGGGCCUAUCGGGAUUGGGCUCGAGGCACAUUUUGGGGCCCCGAACCUCCCUUACAUGAGAGCUUCUAUAGACAAACUUGCUGCUACUGGGGUGCCCGUUUGGUUAACCGAAGUCGAUGUCGCAUCUGGCCCCAAUCAGGCUUUGCACUUAGAGCAGGUGUUAAGGGAAGCUCAUGCGCACCCAAAUGUCCAGGGGAUAGUAAUAUGGGCGGCAUGGCGGCCAGAGGGCUGCUGGCGAAUGUGUUUGACAGAUAACAACUUCAGAAAUCUGCCCACCGGAGACGUUGUAGACAAGCUCAUAAGAGAGUGGAGCCACCCCUCGGGGUUUUCCGGCACCACCGAUUCCAAAGGUCGAUUCGAGACUCGGUUGUUUCAUGGAGAUUAUAAGGUCGCUGUCACCCACCCGAAUGCGUAUGGCGUUUCUUCACAAGUGGCUCGAGGGUUCAAGGUUGGAUCAGGGAACGGUGAUCAAUCAAAGAAAAGGACUAGAAGACUGCAUGUCAAAGUUAACUAGCUAGAUUUUAUUGAGAUUCUUGCUAUUAUAUUUGAUUCUAACAUGAAUGGAAUAAACAUGGAAUGUUUCGAAA
This is a messenger RNA of Rhododendron vialii, 1849 nucleotides long. RefSeq names its product endo-1,4-beta-xylanase 5-like. Lineage: Eukaryota; Viridiplantae; Streptophyta; Magnoliopsida; Ericales; Ericaceae. The transcript is spliced from 8 exons. Gene Ontology annotation, molecular function: hydrolase activity, hydrolyzing O-glycosyl compounds. The coding region runs from base 1 to 1776 and encodes 591 amino acids. Gene Ontology annotation, biological process: carbohydrate metabolic process. The record is from RefSeq and is a predicted model, not a curated record.